Suillus paluster is the source of this 717-nucleotide messenger RNA. RefSeq lists its product as uncharacterized. The record is from RefSeq and is a predicted model, not a curated record. The coding region runs from base 110 to 562 and encodes 150 amino acids. The transcript is spliced from 5 exons. Lineage: Eukaryota; Fungi; Basidiomycota; Agaricomycetes; Boletales; Suillaceae.
AUGACUAUCGUACCGGGUCCACUGCUGGUUGGUGCACAGAAACCAGCUAUCGGAGUGACGCAUUCACCCGAGCAUGAAGUGGGUUCAUUCGUGACCUGUCUGGUCGUGCAUGGCCGAAUUCUUACUCUCACAGGACAUGCCCAUCGUACUAGGUCCAGCUGUUGGUGCACAGAAACUGGCUGUUGAAGUGACAUAUAAUCUACCCGAGCAUGAGGACAUACCCGUCGGAGCAGAUCCACCGGUUGGUGCAACGCAACCAGCUGUCGAAGCGACGGAUCCACACGAGCACGAGGACAUGCCUGUCGUGGCAGAUCCACCAAUUGGUGCAAUGCAACUAUCUAUUGAAGCAACGCAUCCGCCCGAGCAUGAGGACGAUACCGUCGUACCAGAUCCAGACCUAUUGGCGGUUGCAGAGCAACCAGCUGUUGGUGUGAUGAAUCCACCCGGGCCUGAGGUGGGUUCAUCCAUGACCUGUCUCCUCGUGCAGGACCAAAGUCUUACUCUCUCAGGACAUGCCCGCCCUCGCAAAUCCACCGGUUGGUGCAACACAGCCAGCUAUUGAAGUGACGUCUCCACCCGAGGAUGAGGACAUGAACAUCGUACAGAUCCACUGGUUGAUGCAAUACAACCAGAUGUUAAAGCGACGCAUCCACCAGAGAAUGAGGUGGGCUCAUUUAUGAUUUGUCUCUUCGUGCGGGGCCGAACUCUUGCCCUCGC